Messenger RNA from Alligator mississippiensis (American alligator), 6459 nucleotides. RefSeq names its product CDK5 regulatory subunit associated protein 1 (gene CDK5RAP1). Gene Ontology annotation, molecular function: tRNA-2-methylthio-N(6)-dimethylallyladenosine(37) synthase activity; 4 iron, 4 sulfur cluster binding. Lineage: Eukaryota; Metazoa; Chordata; Crocodylia; Alligatoridae. Bases 4351 to 6084 code for a protein of 577 amino acids. The transcript has 15 exons. Gene Ontology annotation, biological process: tRNA modification; negative regulation of cyclin-dependent protein serine/threonine kinase activity. The record is from RefSeq and is a predicted model, not a curated record. Gene Ontology annotation, cellular component: cytosol; mitochondrion.
GAGAUGUAUUCUUCCGCCUCUACGCCCGGGCAGCCAUUUUGGAUCUUAGAGCGCGCUGGAAGAUGUAGUCUUCCGCCUCGGAACUUCCGGUCGGCCAUUUUAGGAUGUAGGGCGCGCUGGGAAAUGUAGUCUUCUGCCUGUGUACUUCCGAUCGGCCAUCUUGGACUAUGGCGUGUGUGGGGAGAUGUAGUUUUCCGUUUCUCCACUUCCGAGCAUCCAUUUUGGGUCCUGGGGCGCGCUGGGAGAUGUAGUGUCCCAAGCGGGGGGUGACGCCCCUGGGUUUGCUCGAGAUGCGUCGGUGGCUGCACGCCAGCGUUUGGGUUGCUCUGCCAGCCACAGCAUCGCACCGGGGGCUCGUGUUCAUCUUGUGGUCAGUCAAGACCCGCAUGUCUUGGUCGUGGCGCUAGCGAGCGCAGCACCGCCAGGCGUGUAAGUGCGCUGUCGGCUCGUCCUGCCAGGGUGCAGCGCCCUCAACUUCUCCGCGUCGAAGACCAUCAGGCUUUGGUCCGCCCAGCUCGCGAGCGUGUCCAGGUCGGCCCGUAACCCCAGCCUGUCUUCCGGUGUGACCGCUUCCCCGCAGCGCGUGCCAGCCCGCGUCUCGCACCCACAUCCACAUAACCAGUACAGACACUGAGGAGUACUGGCCCAAGUACUGAGCCCUGGGGGUGCCACUGGUCACCUCAUGCCACACUGAUUUGUUCCCGUCUUUGGGUCCGACCCCGGAGCCAGUCCCCCAGCCGUGGUCAGGCUGCAGCUCCCCAGCUUAACUAUGAGGACGUCGUGGGAGACGAAGUCAAAGGCUUUCUUGACAUCCAGAUACGUGACAUCAACCUAGUCUCCUUUGUCCAGGCAAUGCGUCAUGGACGGAGACGAGGUUAGUCAGGCAAGACCUACCAGUAACAAAGCCGUGUUGACUGGCAUUCAGAUGGUUGCCUUUCAUUAGCCUGUUGCUGUUGGAUCCCUCGAUGAUUUUCCCCACAAUCGUUCUAGGGAUGGACAUCAGACUGACUGGCCUGUAAUUCCCUGGAUCCUCCUUCCUUCCUUCCUUUCUUGACGAUUGGGACCGCAGCUCUUUCCCAGUCUCUGGAGCCUCACCCGAGCACCACGAAUUUUCAUACAUCUUUGCUAUAGGGCGUGCUAUGAUGUGUGCCAGCCCCUUCGAGAGUCUUGGGUGCGUUCCUUCUGGGCCCACGGGCUUAUGGAUGGCUAGCCUCUUGAGGCGUUCCCUCACCAGAGCUACGGCAAGUGUGGGCCCGUCUGCUCCCUGGGUGUCCUGUGUCCACUCUGACACUCUGACCCCCGCGGGCGGGUGAAAGACUGAUGCAAAAUAGUCAUUUAGGAGAUUGGCUUUUUCUUGGGCGUCAGAUGUCAGUUGCCCCAUUUGAUCAUGCAGAGAGUGGUGGUGGAUGGGUCAGUAUCAACCUGGAAGGAUUUGAGCAGUGUAGGACUCAGUCCUUGGACCUGUGCUCUUCAAUGUCUUCAUCAGUGACUUGGAUGUGGGAGUGAGGUAUACUCUGUCUAUGUGGAUGAUACUAAAUUGUGGGGUGAAGUGAACGCACCAGAGGGUAGGGAAUGAUUGCAGGCAGACCUGGACAGGUUGGAAGAGUGGGCUGAACACAAUAGCAUGCAGUUCAACAAGGACAAAUGCUGAGUGCUGCACCUAGGGCAUAAAAAAUAUCCAGCACACUUGCCAGCUGGGGAAUGAUCCUCUCAGAAGCACAGAAACGGAACGGGAUCUCAGAGUCAUAGUGGACUCCAAGAUGAACGUGAGUUGUCAGUGUGAUGAAAUCAUCAGCAAAGCUGACCUCAUGUUAUGAUGCAUUAGCAGAUGCAUGACAAAUAGAGCCAAGGAGGUGAUAUUUGCCCUCUGUGCUGCAUUGGUCAGACCGCAGUUGGAGUACUGUGUCCAGUUUUGGGCACUUGUACCUUAAGAAGGAUGUGAAUAACCUAGAGAGGGUCCAGAGAAGGGCCACUUGUAUGGUUAAGGGUUUGCAGGCCAAGCCCUAUGAGGAAAGACUAGGGGACCUGGAUCUCUUCAGCCUCCAAAAGAGAAGGUUAAGAGGUGGUCUUGUGGCUGCCUACAAAUUCAUUGGUGGGGGGCAGCAAGGAAUUGGAGAUGCUCUGUUCACCAGGGUGCCUCCUGGGGUAAGAAGGAACAAUAGUCACAAACUGACAGAGAGCAGAUUUAGGCUGGACGUCGGGCAGAACUUCACGGUAAGGAUGCUCAGAAUUUGGAACGGGCUCCCAAGGGAGGUGGUGCUCUCCUCUACCUUGGGGGUUUUUAAGAGAAGGUUGGAUAAGCAUCUGGCUGGGGUCAUGUGACCCCAGCACUCUUUGCUGCCCAGGCCAGGGGGUCGGACUUGAUCUGAUGAGGUCCCUUCCGACCCUAACAUCUAUGAAUCUAUGACGACACUGUGACAUUUCCUAGUGAUGCUCCACUCCCUUAUAGUAGGUAAAGGAUUACUACCACCCAAAUCAGAUGAAGAGGCAAGAGACCAGGGGGGUGGCCAGUGGUGUCCCACAGAGUUUGGUUCUUGGCCCCAUGCUGUUCAACAUCUUUACCAACUAUUUAGAAGAGGAUGCGGAAAGCUCACUGGCCAAGUUUGUGGACAGUACUAAGUUAUGGGGAAAAGUGAUCUCACUAGGGGAUAGGAUGCAGAUCCAAGCAGACCUGGACAAGCUGGAAAGGUGGGCAGAGCAAAACCAGAUGCAGUUCAGUAAGGAUAGAUGUAGAGUGCUUCAUCUGGGGAGAAGUAACCAGUGACAUGAUUAUAGGUUAGGAGAUGUCCUGGCCAGCACGAUGGCUGAAAGGGACCCUUGGGUUAUGGUUGAUUACAGGAUGAUCAUGAGCCACCAGCGCAAUGCUAUAGUCAAGAGAGCUAAUAGCAUAUUGGGAUGCAUUAGCCAAGGCAAUGCAAGCAGGAAUAAGAAACUGAUACUUCCUCUCUACUUGAUGCUGAUGAGACCCCAGCUGGAGUACUGGGCGCCGCACUUCAAAAAAAGAUGCAUCUAUGAAAGGGUCCAGAGAAGGGCCACAAGAAUUAUUAAGGAUCUGGAGGACAAACCUUAUGAGGAAAGACUAAGGGAUCUGGGACUGUUCAGCCUGGGGAAGAGAAGACUGAGGAGGGACAUGGUGGCUGUCUAUAUAUAUGUAAAAGGCAAGGUCAGUUCCCACACUACUGCACCAGCAGCACAGUUUGAGGAGGAGGUGAGCAGCCCCCAGCGGUGAAAGAACACAUGAGGGACCACUUGGAAAAGCUGGAUGUGUACAAGUCCACGGGGCUGGGGAGACUCGAGACCUGGGAGGAGGGUAACGCACAGAUUGGCAGCAGGGUUUUGUAUUUGCUGAGUUCUCCAUUUUUUCCUCCAGCCUAUGCCAGUAUUUAUGGAUGGUUGAUCUAAAUAGUCUAAUAAAUGACCUCUGAUGUUUUUCCAGCGAAAGACAGCAUUUGACACAAAAGGAAGUUUUGCAAACAUGUUUUUGCUGGGGAAUCCAAGAAUAUGGAAACCAAAUGUUUUAAAUGAACAAAACAAUACAUUCCUAUUUUUCUAGGUUUAAAGUAAAAAAUUGGGAGCUGGUUUUCAAGUAAAUGUGAAAAAGUCUCAAGAACUGUCCUUUUGACUAAAGCAAAAAAAUCAUUUUUCUUCCCCUGAAAUGUUCCUGGGUGGCAGAGGAAUCGUUUUGUGAGCAGCACAGCUAAUUUAAUAAAGCCAGUGGGGCAGGUUCCCAUUGCAUAGAUGGGAAAAGUGAGGCCUAGCAGAGCGGUUCCGAGACGAGUUGUACAGCCGACGGAGGAGUCGACGCCAGGAGCGCGACGGGCAGCACUCGCGGGGGGCGGGACGACCACCCCCCUCCCCCGGCCCUGAGCACGAGCGAGCCGGGCGGCGGCGCGUCGGGCUCGGCGGAGCGCGCGCUGCUCCAGCCGGCCGGGAGGGGUGUUUGUAGUGCGCGCUGUUCCGGGGGAGCGGGCCGGGCGCACUGCUCGGAGCCCCAGCCACCGCACCGCACCGCACCGCGCCGCCCGGCGGCGGGGCUGCCCUGCCCUGGCCCGCCCUGCCGGGCGUGCUGCAACGGAGCGCCUGCAGCGCAAGCCCUUCCCUGCCGAGCCCGCGGCCCGCGCCUGCUCCUGCGCGCGCCCGCGGCCUGCCCAGCCUGUCCCCGCGGAGAUGCGGGUCCUGCUUGGCCCCCGGCGCUGAGCCGCUGCGGGGCAGGUGGGCAGGGGCCUCCCGCCGAGGAGCGGCGCCGGAGGUAGGAGCCGCCCGGCACGGGACAGCCGGGGGUAGGAACCCUAGUGCCGGGGCCGAGGUUGCGGCGGAGCCGGGCGGGCGAGUUGUCUGGGCUCCGCCGGGAUGCUGCAGCCCUUGAAGCGCGUGUUGGGCAGUGCCGGGAUGACCUGGUGGCCCGCGUCCUGGGCAAUGCGCACGGAGGUCAGGGCAGGCUCUUCCGCUGGUGCCCAGCCCGGGAAGAAGCAGGGCCUGCAGAAGCUGAGCGCCAAGCUGGCAGCAGGGCCAACGCUGCAGCAGUUCUUAAGAGCUGCCUCCCCGCCUCAGGAGCCUCCGUGUGAGCUGACAGAAGGGCUGGAGGAGCCGGUGCCGUAUCUGGUGCCCAGCACCCUCCCAGAGGCAGGGAGGAAAGUGUACCUGGAGACCUACGGCUGCCAAAUGAACGUGAAUGACACAGACGUCGCCUGGGCCAUCCUCCAGAAGAAUGGCUAUCUGAGGACCAAGAGCUUGGAGGAGGCAGAUGUCAUUCUCCUCGUCACCUGUUCCAUCAGGGAGAAGGCCGAGCAGGCCAUCUGGAACCGCCUGCAGCUACUAAAGGCUCUGAAAUCCAAGCGGCGCCGGACACAGUCUCCCCUCCGAAUUGGCAUCCUCGGCUGCAUGGCUGAGAGGCUGAAGGAGAAGAUCCUACACCGGGAGAGGCUGGUGGACAUCGUGGCAGGCCCUGACGCCUACAGAGACCUUCCCCGUCUGCUGGCGGUGGCUGAGUCUGGCCAGCAGGCUGCCAACGUCCUGCUGUCCCUAGACGAGACCUAUGCCGAUGUCCUGCCUGUCCAGACCAGCCUGAAUGCUACCUCCGCAUUUGUCUCCGUCAUGCGAGGCUGCGACAACAUGUGCAGCUACUGCAUCGUCCCCUUCACCCGUGGCCAUGAGAGGAGCAGGCCCAUUGCCUCCAUCCUGCAGGAAGUGAAAAUGCUGUCGGAUCAGGGGGUGAAGGAGGUGACCCUGCUGGGCCAGAAUGUCAACAGCUUCCAGGACACUUCUGAGGUCCAGUUCUGCUCGGCCGCUGCACCCAGCCUGAGCCGUGGUUUCAGCACCGUCUACAAGGCCAAGCCGGGAGGCCUGCGCUUCUCCCACCUCCUGGACCAGGUCUCCCGCAUUGACCCCGAAAUCCGCAUCCGCUUCACCUCCUCACACCCCAAGGACUUCCCCGAUGAGGUGCUGCAGCUCAUCCAGGAAAGGCACAACAUCUGCAAACAGUUGCACCUCCCUGCGCAGAGCGGCAGCACACGCAUCCUGCAGGCCAUGCGGCGCGGAUACACCAGAGAAGCUUACCUGGAGCUGGUGCACCACGUGCGGGACUCCAUCCCAGGGGUGAGCCUCAGCAGUGAUUUCAUUGCGGGCUUCUGUGGGGAGACGGAGGAGGACCACCAGCAGACGCUGUCCCUGCUUCGGGAAGUGGGCUACAAUGUAGGCUUCCUCUUUGCCUACAGCAUGAGGCAGAAAACUCAGGCGUACCACCGACUGCAGGACGACGUGCCAACAGAGGUGAAGCACCAGCGGCUGAAGGAGCUCAUCUCCGUCUUCCGGGAGGAGGCAGCCAGGGUCAAUGGGGCCUUGGUGGGUUGCACACAGCUGGUGCUGGUGGAAGGGCCCAGCAAGCGCUCAGCCUCAGAGCUGAGCGGCCGCAACGAUGGCAACACGAAGGUGAUAAUUGCUAACCGUGAGCUGGAGGACAGGGCUGCAGCCAGAGCUCAGCCAGGUGACUACGUGCUGGUGAAGAUCACGUCUGCCAGCUCCCAGACACUGAGGGGGGUCCUGCUUCGCCACACCACCCUCCAGGAAUCAGCAGUUUACUGCUGAUGCCUGGCUGCCACCACUCACGACCAGCUGCUGCUCAGGAGGGAAUAGAAUCCUGCCCUGGUCCCUGCAACCUGGUCACGUGCAGCUGGCUCUGUGGGAAACCCAUGUGCCCCCAGCACUACAAAGACACUGCAGCCCUGCUGCUUGUGGGAAAUGUGACUCCAGUUCAGGCAGAGAGCCUGAGCAAGGGUAGAAACUGGGAUUGGGGGGAGCGUGGGUCUGUGUUCUGUGCACCCGGGGGACUGGUCCCUGGCCAGAGGGGGGAUGGGGAGGAGGAGAGGCUGGCAUUGCCCCCCCAUGGUUUGUGAAUGCCUUGAGGCUGUUGGGCGGAAGGGUACCAGGGAAGUGCAAAUUACAGAAUGUGCUCUUUUCAAA